AUGGGAACUAAGUAUAUAUUCAAUGAUGGUAAUGGCGGAUUUGAUGUUUUUCGGACGAGAUUGUUGUUGAUGUUUGGUGGACCGUUAGGCUUUCAUCUUUUGUAUUUACGUGAGCCUCUCGAAGCUUAUGUGUAUUUCGCGACUUUCGGCCUCUCGCUGGUUGCAGUAUUUUACGAUGCAAUAACUCUGAAUAGUCGUGUUGCUGCACGAAAUAAAGAAAUAGACAUCGAAGAUAUCAGCGAUCGAAAAGUGAAGGUAAUAUCCACUUCAAUUAUCCGCUUUAUUGCACAGUUUCUGUUUGGUUGUUGGAUUGGAUUCUUAUUUUCUUUGGUAACUAUUCUACUUGUUGGCACUAGACAUCGCGUUCUUUUAGCGUUAUUCAUAGCUGCCGGUGUUGCUCAAGGCGUUUAUGUUGUUGGGAAUUGUAGAAAGCAACAACGUGACUUAAUUUACAUAGCACUUUCGGCAGCUCUUUCUUCUUUAAUAGCGAUUCUUUUAUUUGAUCUUUCUUUAUGUCGAGCAAUUUUCUUUACUUCAAUUUCGUCGACAUUUGUUGGCAAUCGCAGUGCAAAACUUCAAAAUACCCAGAAAUUCUCACUUGCGACAUAUUUUAUCCUCUCACUGAUUCAUUCAUUUAUCGUGAUCAUCAUUAUGAUUGGUUUGGUGCGUGUCGUACUUGAUCGACGCAUUUCAGUUCUUAUGGAAAAUUCUUACUCUCGUGUUUCUGCUUCGCUUGGUUCUAUUAUACAGGAUAAAUAUUUCCGAAUUCCAAGCAAAGAUAUUUUUGAAAAAUUUUCACGUAUCGAAUAUUUCCCAUUGCAACAUAUAACGAUACUGAAAACAGGAACUUCUUCAAUAGAACAUCAUAAUGGCCGGGAAGAAUUAUCUGUUUUCGAUUACUUAACUGUGUUAAUUAUCGACUUCAUGCGAUAUAGUACGGAGCUGUCGAAGAACACAGAAAAGCAAGGAUCUAGUGCUUUACAGUUAGCCUUAUGGAGGACAUUCGCUCUUCAUGUUUUGGAUGUGACACCAUAUGCAUCGGAUGAAAAAGUGCUACAGGAAUGUACGAAAUAUUUGAAACAUAAAGAAAUAGUCGGAGAGACUGUGCGAAAUAGCAAGUACUGGCAACACAAAGCGACCGAAAAAGCUUGCAAACUUUUGCGCAUUAUAAUCAAAUAA
Messenger RNA from Cercopithifilaria johnstoni, 1179 nucleotides. The record is from the annotation of a GenBank genome assembly. NCBI's taxonomy places the organism in Eukaryota, Metazoa, Nematoda, Chromadorea, Rhabditida, Onchocercidae.